Messenger RNA from Parus major (Great Tit), 2968 nucleotides. RefSeq names its product ADP ribosylation factor interacting protein 1 (gene ARFIP1). NCBI's taxonomy places the organism in Eukaryota, Metazoa, Chordata, Aves, Passeriformes, Paridae. The transcript has 10 exons. The coding region runs from base 97 to 1308 and encodes 403 amino acids. Gene Ontology annotation, biological process: regulation of Arp2/3 complex-mediated actin nucleation; intracellular protein transport. The record is from RefSeq and is a predicted model, not a curated record. Gene Ontology annotation, cellular component: trans-Golgi network membrane. Gene Ontology annotation, molecular function: protein domain specific binding; phospholipid binding.
CCGGCCUCCUCCGUACCCCCCUUCCCACCCUCCGUCCUGCCCUCCCGUCCCCCGCAGCACGACGCCCCCGGGGCCGCAGCGGCGCCGCCGGCAGGUAUGUCAGAGCACAGCAGUGAAUCCACAACACUUGAUGAGUCUCAUCCGUCUGCAGAAGAGGUCCAGUCUGGCUCUGAGGAAAGUGCAAUGGCUCAAGAAUCUCCCAAAAAUUCAGCGGCAGAAAUUCCUGUGACUAGCAAUGGACAGCUGGAAGAUUCUCAUGAACACAGCUAUAACAGGGACUUGAAAUGUUCAUUACCAGUUGGACUUGGACUUUCUGAAACCAAAAUAACAUCUCAUGGCUUUGAUGGUGCCAAAGAGGGAGUUGUUGAGGCAGGACAGUUUCCAAGUAAAGGUUCCUCAGCAUCACCCAAAUCAUCUGUUAUAUCUCCUAGCAGUGCAGCAGCUAGCAGACUGGCUGGACAAGGUUGUGAUUUAAUUAUUCCCACAGGGGGCAGAGCUCAGCAGAAGAGUGGACCUGUUGUGUUAGCAGAUGAAGUAAAGAAUCCAGCAAUGGAGAAACUGGAAUUGGUGAGGAAGUGGAGCCUAAACACUUACAAGUGUACACGUCAGAUCAUCUCUGAAAAACUGGGUCGUGGCUCAAGAACAGUAGACCUGGAACUAGAAGCUCAGAUAGAUAUAUUGAGAGAUAACAAAAAAAAAUAUGAAAAUAUCUUGAGACUGGCACAGACACUGUCCACGCAGCUCUUCCAGAUGGUACAUACCCAAAGGCAACUUGGAGAUGCAUUUGCUGACCUGAGUUUGAAAUCAUUGGAACUUCAUGAGGAGUUUGGCUACAAUGCAGAUACACAGAAACUUCUAGCUAAAAAUGGAGAAACACUUCUCGGGGCUAUUAACUUUUUUAUUGCCAGUGUGAAUACAUUGGUGAAUAAAACAAUUGAGGAUACGUUGCUGACUGUGAAACAGUACGAAAGUGCCAGGAUUGAAUACGAUGCUUAUCGAACAGACCUGGAAGAGCUGAAUCUUGGCCCUCGUGAUGCAAACACUCUGCCAAAGAUUGAACAAUCACAGCAACUGUUUCAAGUGCAUAAAGAGAAAUACGACAAAAUGCGUAAUGACGUGUCUAUCAAAUUGAAGUUUUUGGAAGAAAAUAAGGUGAAGGUAUUGCACAAUCAGCUUGUUCUGUUCCACAAUGCCAUUGCGGCGUACUUUGCUGGCAAUCAAAAGCAGCUUGAACAGACACUUAAACAGUUCCACAUCAAAUUGAAAACUCCUGGAGCAGAUGCCCCGUCCUGGCUUGAAGAACAGUAAUCAGAUCAUAGAAGAGGACCCAAUGUUAACCUAAAAUUCUUUAAAUCUAAGAAUAAUUAAGGGUUGGGGUUGAAGGACUGUUGUAGUGAUUCUUGAAUGGACAGCUUUAAUUUUUUUCCCCUUUUAUAAUACUGUAAAACUGAAUUUGAUAGGAAAGUGGGCAACUUGAAGGUAACCAAACAUAAUUUCUGUAAUUUCAAAUAUGGAGCGCUCCUUUUGUAUGUAAAGGUUGGCGGUUAUUUCUGUAACUGGGAUAGGGGAGGGAAGGAGGGAGGGGAAACAAAACUAUUAUAGAUUUGCACUGACAAAUGAUGCUUGUGAUUUCUGGUAUUUUGGUGGCUAGUCAAAAUAUUUCCAAAUGGAGGUUUACAUUAUUUGUACCAACAUCUGGUAUUUUAUAGAUGAAUAUAGAAAACAUCUUUAAUAAUUUUCAUAUGACUUUUAAAAAGGAGAAAGUUAAAAUAAUAUUUUGCAGAUGAAUAAUAUAAGGCCUAUAUGUGAUACCCACAUUUAAGGCAACAGUAGCAGAUGGCUCAUUGACAAGUGGAAUUGCAGCAAAUGCCUUUUUCUAAAAUGUACCUUUCCAUCAAAGGGUUAAAAAACCAAACAAAAACACUAAAGCAAGAAUCACUGUCAGUCUGAGGCUUCUGAGCACACAUUUUUGCUUUGCACCAAGUGGUUUGCUGAGUGAGGCCAACCAUUAAAUGUACUGAUUUCCUUUAAAAUGUUUCUUUCUCUAUGAAACAAAUGCCGUACUAGCCUUAAAUCACAGGUAUGUGCCUUUUUAUAAGAUAAUAUUUUCCACCAGUGUACAUAAUCUAAGAACCCUUUCAUGUAAUAGUUUGUCAGUUCCCAACAAGGGGAAGAUGACUGUAAAUGCUGUGUCAUUGUACACUUAGAGCAAAUUAAAAUUUUAGUUAAAUUUCAUGGACAGGUGAGAGGAAAUUAAGCCAGUAUGUUUUUUCUGUUUAAUUGAAAAGCAUACUUCAGUAAUGGGAGUAAAAUGGAGGACACAUUUUUAAUUUCUUCAUCAUUUCUGUAGUCCUUAAAUGUAAAAUUAUAUGUCAGUUUUAUCACAGACAUUUUAAAUUCAAUAUAUUGGAGUCCUCAUUUGCACAUGUUAUGUUGCUUUAUGUUAUGUUAAGUAAAAUGAAAUACUUCAAAUAUGUUAUUUACAAUGGUGUGGAUUGUAUGAUUUAUGUACUGUACGUUCAAACACUUCUCAGCUGACAUUCUUAAAGUUUUCAGUACUUAACACAACUGUAAUGUAACAGUAAAUCAAACUUUUUAAUCAUUCCUCAUUAAAUUCUUGGCCUGACAGAGCCUUCUUUAUGUUUUUGUUCUGUCAGAAUCUCUUGUAAUAGCUCAGUUACGUUCCCUAGAAUGUAUAUCCUAUGUGAAUUUUGUAUUCAUAUUAAACGUGUUUGCAGUCAAACUUUCUUGACUUGUGAUGGUUAAAAGUAGAAGGGAGUUUCUGCAGUGAAAGCUUAGUCCUGCUUUUGUGAGUUGUCACCCCUGCCAAGUGCUAAUAGUGAUGCUGUUUUAACAGUGGGCAAGUUCAACUGGAAAGUAAAUCCAUAGUGAAGCAAAUCUUUCUAUAAAUGUGAGUUUCAACUUGAACUUCUAAAGGAAAUAAAAUUUCGUUUACAAUUCUUAUGAA